GCCGACUCCGAAAAGUGCAUUUCGAAGUCGGUUGUAUUUUUUGUUAAAAAUUAUUUUUUAAAACAAAGGCUAAAAAUUUUCUGGAACAGUACCCCCACUAAUUUUAGCUACGAGCCGCCACUGUACAUACAUGCUGUACAUAUUUAUAAAUGUAUGUUUUUGAGCAUUGCCUAGGUAACGCGUCAUCAUGGCAGUUAUUGAAAUUUUUUCAACUUCUGUUCAUUAUAAAUACAAAAGUAAACUAUGUUCUCUUAGUUUCUUAAUUGUACUGUUUAUCACAAUUUUAUCGUUGCUUACACCAUUUUUUAUCAUCUACAAUGCAGGAGGCUUCUCAUUAAAAAAUCGCGUAUACAUAGAAAGACCGGAUGUAUUAUUUAAUUAUAAAUAUUUAUUAUUAGUAGACAGAGGCUACAAUGUUAGUCCCAUAGUUUGUUCGACUUUUACAACAUACAAAGAUAAUAAAAUUACAGAUGACUGCAUACUAGUGAAGGUUCAAGAAAUAGAUACAAAUACUGAUGGUAAAAAGGAUAUUUUAAAAUUAGAGGCUCAUUUUUAUACAAACGUACCUGUUAGAUCUUGUAAGCUUUUACUCUUUUUUAAUUUUCGAUUAAAGCAAUUGUUUGAAGUAACGAUUGAGUCUAUUACACUUUUUGCUCAUGUGUUGGAUGAAGAAGUACAGAAAGUACAGUUCUAUGGAGACUUAAUGCUACAGCAAAAGGGCCUUCUUACCAAUGAAGGUUUAUAUGAAACUUACAAUCAGAGCAUAGAAAUGGCUCAUUAUUCAUUAGCAGAGUUACUUUUGCAAAGUGCUAAUAGAAAAUUUGCAGCUAAAAUAAACAACGAAUAUGUAACAAAGCAAGUAGGUCGUUCCAGUGAAAACACAGUAGUUGUUUGCGCAGAAAUAAUCUAUAGAGACAGUUUAAUUCAUUAUCAACCCAGUUUUUGGGAGGAAUUGAAAUGGGCAUGGGUUCAGUAUUUAUCCUGCCUUCUUGUUUUAGCUUACAUAGUGAAGCAUACGAUGGUUUUCUUAUUUUCAAAACGAUAUUUGAACAGUUACGUUGUAAUACCAUGGAGAGAAAAAUAAUAAAAAUUUUUAUACACUUAAAAUAAGACUUAUUUCAUUCAAUUCUCAAAAAUCAUGUCUACGAGAUCAAAGGAAAAGGUAGUCGCAGCAUUUCGGAAGUUUUUCCGAUCCUCCGAGAAAAUCUCGGAACAAGACGGAGCGAGUAGCUCGACGAGUUCACCAUCGAGGAAGCUUUUAAGUCGACACCAUCGUCCUGACGCAGUUACACCAGCUGAUGGUGCACUGUCGGAUAACCCGGGUGCCAGUAAUUCCAGUCAUGGGAGUUGUUUUUUCAAAUCAAAGAAAUCUUCCGGCAGCUCCGCUCAGGGAAUUAUUGCAGUUCCAGAUAAAAGGGUUCGUUUGCGUAGAUUGAUGAAGGAGCUCAGCGAAAUCCAGAGAACACAGCAUCGAUUGGAGUCAACCUUCACUGCAGAACUAGUCAAUGACAAUUUAUUUGAAUGGCACGUGAGACUGCAUAAAAUUGAUCCAGAAAGUGAACUAGCAGCUGACAUGAGAGAACUCAACAUACCUUAUAUACUUCUCCAUGUGGUGUUUCCAGAGAACUUUCCAUUCGCACCACCUUUUAUGCGUGUUAUUUCUCCGCGAAUCGAGAAAGGUUUUGUAAUGGAGGGUGGCGCUAUUUGUAUGGAACUUCUUACACCGAGGGGAUGGGCUAGUGCAUAUACCAUUGAAGCUGUCAUCACACAGUUUGCAGCUAGUAUCGUUAAGGGCCAGGGGCGUGUGGCAAGGAAAUCGAAGACGAACAAAGAAUUUAAUAGACGUUCUGCUGAAGAAUCCUUCAGGAGUCUUGUAAAAACUCAUGAAAAGUACGGUUGGGUUACGCCGCCACUAGCAGAGGGUUAAUCCUGCAAAUCACUCUAAUGAACGAAAGACUUGAUUGUUAUUUAAAAUAUCGCUGCGUGCUGAUUUCAAGAAUAAAUUUGACAAGUAACAUUGUUCUUCCUUUCUGAAGAAUCAUGCCAUUGUAUCACAGUUGUUAUUUACUGUGUAAGCAACUGAUUGUGCAAUAUUCAAGAAAGGAAUAAGAGGCGGUAGCGAAAUUUUGAAAAUCUGUUGAUUUGUUUGAAACAUUUACGGUAAAGAUUAUAGUUGUUUCAUUACUAUGACGUUAGUAAUUUAUUUGUCAGUUUUGUAACAAAUGGAUUAUUGUAAAGUUGCCAUGACAUUGUUAUGAAUAAUAAACACACCGUCAAUCAAA
Osmia lignaria (orchard mason bee) is the source of this 2282-nucleotide messenger RNA. RefSeq names its product transmembrane protein 231-like. Gene Ontology annotation, cellular component: ciliary transition zone; ciliary membrane. NCBI's taxonomy places the organism in Eukaryota, Metazoa, Arthropoda, Insecta, Hymenoptera, Megachilidae. The record is from RefSeq and is a predicted model, not a curated record. Gene Ontology annotation, biological process: regulation of protein localization; cilium assembly.